Messenger RNA from Amborella trichopoda, 826 nucleotides. Its product is annotated as glutathione transferase GST 23. NCBI's taxonomy places the organism in Eukaryota, Viridiplantae, Streptophyta, Magnoliopsida, Amborellales, Amborellaceae. Gene Ontology annotation, biological process: glutathione metabolic process. The record is from RefSeq and is a predicted model, not a curated record. Gene Ontology annotation, molecular function: glutathione transferase activity. Gene Ontology annotation, cellular component: cytoplasm.
GGCAAGUGACGAUGACCAAAAAGUGAGAGUGUUAGGAGUAUGGAACAGCCCCUUUAGUGCUAUGGUGAAGCUUGCCCUAAAACUGAAGGGAGUGCAAUACGAAUAUAUAGAAGAAGACCUUCAAAACAAGGGCCCCCUUCUUCUAGAGUCCAACCCUGUCCACAAGAAAAUUCCGGUGCUCAUACAUGGCCGUAAACCGGUAGCUGAAUCAGUGGUGAUUUUGGAGUACAUAAAUGAAACAUGGCCGGAGAACCCCUUGUUGCCAAACGAUCCCUAUGAAAGGGCCCAAGCUCGAUUUUGGGCCAAGUUCAUCGAAGAGAAGUGUGGACGGGCAAUCUGGACGGCUUACGGUACACAGGGGGAGGAAAAAGAGAAGGCCAUCAAAGAUGCAGAAGAGGGCCUCAAAAUCUUAGAAGAAGGACUCAAAGGGAAGUUCUUUAAUGGCGAAACAAUUGGAUUUUUGGACAUCGUUGCAUGUGGAAUUGCCUUUUGGCUGCCUGUGUUAGAGGAAGCAGCUGAUAUCAAGUUUUUUGACCCUGAAAAAUUGCCUCGCCUUCGUUGUUGGACUGAAGAAUAUACAAAGGUUGAACUGGUGAAGGAGGCUUUUCCACCCCGUGAUAAGCUUCUUCCUGCCUUCAAAGCUUACCGCGACCAAAUGUUUGGCCCUAAGGAUUCUUCUACUUAGGGAUGUAAUGUUUGGCCCUAAGCUUAUGUUUGUCUAGCAAUGUAAAUUGUCUAUUUUUUUUUUUUAAUAUAACUACUUUAGAAGAUUGGGUUUUAUCUAGUUAAAGAGAUUGGAUGCUUCGUUUAACAUGAAGGAAAGAAG